AUGGGAGAUGACGAAAUGGGCCCCGAGUGGGACACUAGUUCCGAAGAAGAAGAGGAACCCAGCGAAAGUGACGAGGAGAGCUUUGAAGAGGUGGAACGGCCAACCAAGAAGAAACCAGCCAAACCAGCCCCUGAGGAAGACGAAAGCAGCGAUGAAGAAGAAUUUGAAGAAGUGGAACGCCCAAGACCAAAGAAAGGAGCCAAGGCCGCACCACAAAAGAAGGCCGAUUCCAGUGAGGAAGAAGAGAGCGAUAGUGAUGAGGAUUUUGAAGAAGUCGAGCGGCCUUCCAAAAAGAAGCCAGCUCCCAAGAAACGAGUGGUUCAUGAAAUCAAGCGCAAGGCCAAAACUAAGGCUCCGCCAGUACCAGCAGAACCCGAGCCUAUCGAUGAAAAUUUGCAAAAGGAGUUCUUGUCAUAUUCCAACUGGAGACUCUUACCAGGAGGAAGCUGUCACAAGUCCGAAGUAGUGGCAUCCUUUCGCCAACACUUUCCCCAGUAUGACACCCAGGAUGCCUUGCCUGAUGAAAAGAUUGAACGCGUAUUGGACGAAUGGUACAACCGAAAGAUACGGCUCGAGGUUGGUGACGAUGGUGUAUACAAAGGCUUUCAUCUCAAUCCAAAGUUUUUGGAGGGAGAGGCCAAGGAAAAAGCCGAGGCAAUGGGAAAGCCAAAGAAGGAGGAAGCUGCUGGAGAUGGAGAAGCAGCUGGCAAGAAAAAGAAAAAGAAAAAGAAACCAGUAGACGGAGAGGAAAAGCCCAAAAAGAAGAAAAAGCCCAAGUCGAAAGAGGGUGACGGUGAUGAAGAGGGAGGCGAAGUGAAGAAAAAGAAGAAGAAGAAAAAGAAGCCAGAGGCAUAG
Messenger RNA from Cylindrotheca closterium, 855 nucleotides. The record is from the annotation of a GenBank genome assembly. NCBI's taxonomy places the organism in Eukaryota, Bacillariophyta, Bacillariophyceae, Bacillariales, Bacillariaceae.